Molecule: messenger RNA, 1778 nt
Organism: Cuscuta europaea
Lineage: Eukaryota; Viridiplantae; Streptophyta; Magnoliopsida; Solanales; Convolvulaceae
Source: the annotation of a GenBank genome assembly
CUGCAAGUCCCGAGGGGUGAAGCCCAACCUGGAUCUAUUCUUCCAGAGUUUUAAUCUGUGCCGGGGGGGCACGAAAACUGCGAGGGGUACGCCAACCUGCAGCAGAUUGCCCGCUUCAAAUUAUUCUCCGAUGCUCCUUCUUCCAACAAAGGAUGGAGGGAACGUUGGUGCUACGUGAAGUUGGAUGAGAGCCCAUUCCCGAGGGAGCUACGUGACCGAUUCCGAAGGCACGAAAAGAUCAGGAGUGCCGCUCUCGAGAAAGACGGCCUAAAGUUGGCCAAGUUCCCGGAGGGGAAAAACAAGAACGUGGCGAUCAAAGACUGCACCCUCGAGGAGGAUUUAUACACCCUCGGGUUCCGGAGGUACCGCUUCAUAGGGGAGACCGAUGAAAAGUACCCUCCCUUCAACAAGGCCUUCGGAGGGGCCGGAGGUAGGAGCCGAGGGCUUUAGAAUUUUGUACUUAGUUUUUUUUUUUGCUUGGAUGUUAUCGUCCCUUCGCUUAGACCCGUCGGACUAACCCUUUGUCUCCUUUGUGCAGGUAUCCCAGGUCUCUAUGGUGAAUGUAAAGGGCCUUGCCCGUUUGAAGAAACAGGACCCGAAGGGGUCGGGACAGGGCGUCCAGAAGCCCGCUACUGCCCUCUUUAAGAAAGCCGAGGGCGAUGCCGCUGCCGGUAAGAGGAAGGCAGUGACCAAGGGGUCCCCCCGGCUACCAAGAAGCCGAAGAAGGGGGAUGUCGCCGAGAAGGAGCCCCCGGUCAUUAUUGCUGAUGAGUACCCCGCCUCCGGGGUGCAGGUGGAGAAGCUGCCGGGUGGAACGCCGGCGGGGGCAGAGGAGUCGCUGCCUGAGAUCCUCACAGUUGCGUUCCCGAGGGGUAUGUCUUUGGCCAGCGGCGCCGUCGACCCGGGGGCCAUCCUGAGGUGUAUGACCCCUGAGACGGAUAGGGUUGCCCUCGGGGCCUACAAUGAUGCGGCCCUCGAGGACCACAUUCUCCGCUCCUCCCUCUCUGCUUGCUUAGCCCUCGGCGAACAGGCUCGGAGGCUUCAAGAAUGGCGCCUCCACAGAGCGGAGCAAGACGCCAGAAUGAGGGAGUGCCUCCUCAAGAACCAGGAGGCGGUGAAGCUGGGGGCCCAGCUAGAAGAGGAGCUCCGGCAGAUGAGCUUGAAACUGGAGGCUGCAGAGAAAGGCAAUGCUGAUGCUGAGGCCGCUGCCAGGAGAGCUGCUAAAGAGGCCGAGGACUCCAAAGCGCUAGCUGUCGCCAAGGUUCAGGAGGAGGCCGUUGAGGCCUUUGUCGCCGAGGGUUGGAGAGCCGAGGGGCGCAAGAUGUGGGUGUCCUCGGUCGUGGAGGCCUGCGUUGGAGAGCAGAGAGUACUAUGAAGCCGGCGAAUUCUUCACCCAGGCCCUCAUCUACCGGAGGAUGGCCCGACAUUUGGGCAUUGAGCAAAAGGACUUCUCCCCCUCGGCGUAUGGCCUUCCCCCCUUGCAGCCUGAUGUUCGUGAGCCGCUCCCGGAAGGUGUUCAGAGGCCCGACCUUGAGGACACGGUGUUGAAGAAUGAGGUCGAGGACGACGCUGUCGAGACCGGAGCGGAGGCAUCAUCGAGGCCGGCUGUAGAGGGCGCCCCAGUGAACGAUGCUGUCGUAGUUGUGGAAUGAUUUUGUACUUAGAAAUCUUUGAACAUCUUUUGUAAUGAACAACAUUGUUCCUUCGGCUUCGGCCCGUUUGUAAACUCAUACUUACUCUUGUUUUUGAUGAAAUGCAUGCUGCCUCCGGGCUUUUCAU